GUAUAGCUAUGACGGUGGCAAAAAGGGAACGAAGACAUUCGGGUGUCGGUGGGCUUCUGAUAAAAACAACUGAAAGCUCAACCUUCUCUCAGUCUUCUUACUUCAUUCAUACAAUAUAAUUCAUGUCUUCUACAGUUCCAUUACUUAAUUCAAUUAUUUCACUUCCUUUUAAUUCUAUUUUUAAUUUAUGAGAAGCCAUUAAAAUACAUUGAGUCUUACUCUUUCUCUCUCUCUUUCCUCCAUUAUCACCCUCAACUUUUUCCUCUCCUUCACCGCUUUUCUCUCUACUAAUUUACUCUUUUUGCUUCCCUUCUUCAUCACGCAAUCACAUUAUUUGUUUCAUGCUUUUCCGCAUUUCUUACUGAUUUUCUCACUCUCUCCAGGAAGGUGUGAUCUGGAGAGAGCAAGCUAAGUUUAACAUUUGAUUAUUUGUAUUUAUAUAAAGGCUUGCAAAGCUGGCGGCUGCAACUGCUUGGAGGUUUGCUGCCAGUAAUGGCAAUGGCAACGGCCAUGCCCCUAAUGAUUUGGAAAGAAAUAUGGAUCGAAAAUUCCAAGACUCAGAACCUCCUUCUCCACGAUCUGUUGCUAAACUGGGGUUGAGAGACCGUACAAGUAGCAUGGAGGAUUCUGAUGGGACACUAGCAAGUGUUGCCCAAUGCAUUGAGCAGUUGAGGCAGAAUUUGUUCUCUUUUCAAGAGAAGGAGUAUACUUUAAGGCAGCUGCUGGAACUUACUGAAACACGUGAAAAUGCUUUGAGUGCGGUAGGGUCUCAUUCGCAGGCAGUUCCGGUGCUUGUUUCUCUUUUAAGAUCAGGGUCACUAGCAGUAAAAAUACAAGCUGGCCGUGUAUUAGGGGCUCUCUGUAAGGAGAAUGAACUGAGGGUGAAGGUUUUGUUAGGUGGUUGCAUACCACCUCUACUUGGUCUUCUUAGGUCCAGCUCCUCUGAUGGUCAGGUUGCUGCUGCAAAGGCUUUAUAUGCUGUUUCCCAAGGUGAUGCAAGGGAUCAUGUAGGCUCCAAAAUUUUCUCCACUGAAGGAGUUGUACCAGUGCUAUGGAGACAGCUAGAGAGAGGGGAAGCUAGGAAAUUGGUAGACGAAUUAUUAACUGGAGCUUUAAAAAAUCUGUGUGGAAGCACAGAAGGAUUUUGGUCAGCAACAGUCCAAGUGGGAGGAGUGGAUAUACUAGUAAAAUUGAUGACUAUUGGGCAGCCUGGUACUCAAGCAAAUGUAUGCUUUCUUCUUGCUUCUAUGAUGAUGGAGGAUGCUACAAUCUGCCCUACUGUCUUGGCUAGUGAGACUGUCAAACAGCUCCUAAAGUUGUUAGGACCUGGUAAUGAAGCAGCUGUUAGAGCAGAAGCUGCUGGUGCUCUUAAAUCUCUUUCUGCUCAGUGCAAAGAGGCACGGAAAGAGAUAGCAAACUAUAAUGGCAUACCAGCUCUCAUAAAUGCCACCAUUGCUCCUUCCAAAGAAUUUAUGCAAGGGGAGCAUGCUCAAGCAUUGCAGGAAAAUGCAAUGUGUGCCUUGGCAAACAUAUCAGGUGGGUUGUCUUCUGUUAUAUCCAGCCUUGGAAGAAGCCUUGAAUCUUGCACUUCACCUACACAGGUUGCUGAUACUUUAGGAGCUCUAGCUUCUGCCCUAAUGAUAUAUGACCAGGAUGCUGAAUCUACAAAGGCCUCUGACCCUAGAACUGUUGAGCAGACUUUGAUUAAGCAGUUCAAACCUAACUUGCCAUUUCUUGUCCAAGAACGCACCAUCGAGGCCCUUGCCAGUUUGUAUGGGAAUUCUGUACUCUCAAAAAAACUUGCAAAUGCUGAUGCUAAGCGCUUGUUGGUUGGUUUGAUCACAAUGGCGACAAAUGAUGCUCAGGAUGAGCUGGUAAAAUCCCUUUUGAAGAUUUGUGAUGAUCAAGAUAGUCUCUGGCAUGCUAUUCAAGGGCGUGAUGGUGUCCAGCUAUUAAUUUCACUUCUUGGAUUGUCGUCAGAGCAGCAACAGGAAUGUGCUGUUGCAUUGCUUUCUCUUCUUUCAAUGGAAAAUGAUGAGAGUAAAUGGGCUAUCACCGCUGCUGGUGGAAUACCCCCACUGGUCCAGAUCUUGGAGACUGGUUCUUCAAAGGCCAAAGAAGACUCUGCUACAAUAUUGGGAAAUUUGUGUAAUCAUAGUGAAGAUAUACGAGCAUGUGUUGAGAGUGCUGAUGCUGUUCCUGCACUCUUGUGGUUAUUGAAGAAUGGGAGCUCAAAUGGAAAGGAGAUUGCUGCCAAAACAUUGCAUCAUCUAAUUGACAAGUCUGAUACUUCUACCAUCAGUCAACUUACUGCACUUUUAACCAGUGACCUCCCUGAAUCUAAAAUUUAUGUUCUGGAUGCUUUGAAAUGCAUGUUGUUAGUGGUCCCACUUAAUGAUAUUCUACGGGAAGGUAGUGCUUCCAAUGAUGCUAUUGAGAUGAUGGUCAAAAUAUUGGGCGCUGCAAAAGAAGAAACUCUGGCAAAGUGUUCUUGUACACUUGCUGAAAUCUUUCAUAACAGAAAAGACUUGCGUGAGAGCAGUAUAGCAGUUAAGACUCUCUGUUCAGUCAAGAAACUUAUAAAUUCAGAAUCAGAUAAAAUUUUAGUGGCAGCCUUAUCAUGUCUUGCUUCUUUUUUUCUUUCAGUAGGGGAAAACCCUGAUAUUUACUCCAUUGCUAGCGAUGUUUUACCUCGGUUACUUGCUCUUUCAAGUUCUUCUGUUCUUGAAGUUGCAGAGCAGGCAAUAUGUGCAGUGGCAAACCUUUUAAUGGAAAAAACACUUUCUGAAAGGGUUUCACCCGAGGAGGUUAUUUUAUCUGCCACAAGGGUUUUGCGUGAGGGCACACUUUCUGGAAAAACUCAUGCUGCUGCUGCUAUUGCACGUCUUCUGCAUGGACAUUUAAUUGAUGAUGCUCUGUGUGAAUGUGUGAAUCGUGCUGGUACUGUUCUUUCUUUGGUUUCUUUGUUAGAAUUGGCCAAUGAUAGUCCUGCUAGCACAUCAGAAGCCUUAGAUGCGCUUGCUCACUUGUUGAGGUCGGGAGUUCUGGGUGGAAAAAUCAAACCAGCUUGGGCAGUUUUAGCAGAAUCUCCAAACCACAUCACUCCAAUAGUUUCAUGCAUAGCAGGUGCUACACCAGCUUUGCAAGAUAAAGCCAUUGAAAUAUUGUCGAGGCUGUGCUGUGAUAAGUUGGUUGUGUUAGGGGAAAUCAUCUGUAGUUCUUCUUGCUGUAUUGAAUCUAUUGCUAGAAGAGUUAUUAGUUCUAGGGAUAAAAAAAUUGUGAUUGGAGGUGCUGCACUCCUUUCUUGUGCAACUACAGUUGGUCAUCAGAGAGUGGUGGAGGAUUUCAAUGACUCUAGAUUAUCCACAUAUGUCAUACAGGCUCUAGUUGAAGUGCUCACUACCUCUCAAUCUUCUUUUGAUGACCACAAUGAUAAUCAGCAGGAGUCGGCGUGCAUUUGCAUUCAGUUGAAUGAAGAUGAAUGGAAUACAGAGGCCACCCCUGGCACAAAGAUUGUGUAUGGUACCAAUAUUGCUGUGUGGUUUCUUUCUGUACUUGCUUCUCAUGAUGAGAAAAGUAAACAAGUUAUUAUGGAAGCUGGAGGGCUUGAUGUGCUUACAGAGAAGAUAUCACGUUCUCAGAUUGACGUCAUUGAAGAUAGUAGCAUAUGGACUUAUGCUUUACUACUGGCAAUUCUAUUUCAAGAUAGAGAAAUCAUACGAGCUCAUGCAACCAUGAAAUCCAUUCCGGUUAUUGCUAAUAUGUUGAGGUCAGAAGAGCAUGCAAACAGAUAUUUUGCAGCCCAAGCAUUGGCUAGUUUGGUCUGCAAUGGUAGCAGGGGAACUCUGUUAUCUGUUGCAAACUCUGGUGCAGCUGGCGGGCUAAUUGCUUCACUUGGAUGUGCUGAUCAAGAUAUAUAUGAUCUUCUAAAAUUAUCCGAGGAGUUCUCUUUAGCUCGUUAUCCUGAUCAAGUGACUCUUGAGAGAUUGUUUAGAGUCGAUGACAUUAGAGUUGGAGCCAUGCCUCGGAAAGCAAUACCUGCCCUUGUUGAUCUCCUCAAACCAAUUCCUGAUCGUCCAGGGGCUCCCUUCCUUGCCCUAGGGUUUCUCACCCAACUUGCCAAAGACUGUCCCUCGAAUAAGAUGGUGAUGGUUGAAUCAGGAGCACUAGAGGCAGUGACUAAAUAUCUUUCUCUGGGUCCUCAAGAUGCUACGGAAGAAGCUGCGACAGAUCUUUUGGGGAUUUUGUUUAGUAGUGAUGAGAUAUGCAGGCAUGAAUCUGCGUUUGGUUCAGUGACCCAGCUAAUAGCCGUGUUGCGCUUGGGUGGAAGAAGGGCAAGGUACAGUGCAGCCAAAGCACUUGAAAGCUUAUUUUCUGCAGAUUAUGUAAGAAAUGCAGAAACAGCUCGACAAGCUGUGCAGCCAUUGGUAGAAAUUUUAAACACAGGCUCUGAGAGAGAGCAGCAUGCUGCGAUCGCGGCGUUGGUCAGGCUGUUAAGUGAAAACCCUUCAAGGGCCUUUGGUGUGGCAGAUGUAGAAAUGACUGCAGUUGAUGUUCUUUGCAAAAUUAUUUCAUCGAACUGUUCCAUGGAGCUGAAGGGCGAUGCUGCUGAGCUAUGCUCUGUUCUCUUUGCAAACACAAGAAUCAGGUCUACAGUAGCUGCAGCGCGAUGUGUUGAGCCUCUGGUCUCUCUCCUUGUCAGUGAAUUCACCCCUGCUCAGCAUUCAGCUGUGCAUGCUUUAGAUAAACUCUUGGAUGAUGAGCAGUUGGCUGAACUGGUUUCUGCUCAUGGUGCAGUCAUUCCUCUUGUUGGCCUAUUGUACAGCAGAAAUUACUUGCUUCACGAGUCCGUUUCGAGAGCUUUGGUGAAGUUGGGAAAAGACAGACCUUAUUGCAAGACUGAAAUGGUGAAAGCUGGGGUCAUCGAAAGCAUACUUGAUAUACUCUAUGAAGCACCCAAUUUUCUCGCGGCUGCUUUUGCAGAACUGCUCCGGAUAUUAACAAAUAAUGCUACAAUUGCAAAAGGCCCAUCAGCAGCUAAAGUGGUUGAGCCACUUUUCAUGUUACUGUUGCGAUCAGACCUUGGGCCUGAUGGACAACAUAGUGCCUUACAGGUUCUAGUUAAUAUUUUAGAGCAUCCACAGUGUCGUGCAGACCACACAUUGACCUCUCACCAAGCUAUUGAACCUGUUAUUCCAUUACUAGACUCUAAUGUUCCCGUUGUACAACAACUGGCUGCUGAGCUUUUGUCCUAUGUAUUGUUGGAGGAGAACAUUCAGAAGGAUCCCUUGACACAGCAAGUAAUUGGUCCACUUGUAAAAGCACUUGGAAGUGGGUCUGGUUUACACAUUUUACAGCAGAGAGCUAUCAAAGCUCUUGUUAGUAUUGCACUUAUUUGGCCAAAUGAAAUUGCGAAAGAAGGCGGUGUUAUUGAGCUAUCCAAGGUGAUAUUGCAAGCUGAUCCUUCACUUCCUCAUGCUUUGUGGGAAUCUGCUGCCUCUGUUUUGUCUUGUAUUUUGCAAUUCAGUUCUGAAUUUUAUUUGGAAGUGCCUAUUGCUGUGCUCGUAAGAUUGCUUCAUUCUGGUUCAGAAAGUACUGUAACCGGAGCAUUGAAUGCUCUUCUGGUGUUGGAAAGUGAUGAUUCAACCAGUGCUGAGGCUAUGGCUGAAAGUGGUGCAAUUGAGGCUCUCCUGGAGCUUCUUAGAUGCCAUCAGAGUGAGGAAACUUCUGCAAGAUUGCUUGAAGUGUUGCUAAAUAAUGUAAAAAUAAGGGAAUCCAAAGCUGGUCGGGCUGCUAUUGUACCUUUAUCUCAAUACCUUUUAGAUCCUCAAACACAAGGUCAGCAGGUGAGAUUGUUGGCUACUCUGGCAUUGGGUGAUCUGUUUCAGAAUGAGGCUCUAGCUCGUUCUGCUGAUGCUGUUUCAGCUUGCCGUGCCUUGGUUAAUUUGCUUGAAGAUCAGCCCUCUGAGGAAAUGAAAGUAGUGGCCAUCUGUGCCCUUCAGAACCUGGUAACAUGCAGUCGAGCAAAUAAAAGAGCUGUUGCAGAAGCAGGUGGAGUUCAAGUAAUUCUUGAUUUAAUUGGUUCCAGCGAUCCAGAAACUUCAAUGCAGGCAGCUAUGUUUGUUAAGCUUCUCUUUGCCAACAAUACAAUCCAGGAAUAUGCGUCCAGUGAAACUGUCAGGGCUAUAACUGCUGCUGUUGAAAAAGAUUUGUGGGCGACUGGGACUGUGAAUGAGGAGUAUUUGAAAGCCUUGAAUGCACUUUUUGGAAACUUUCCACGUUUAAGAGCCACUGAACCUGCUACCCUCAGUAUACCCCACCUCGUAACCUCUCUCAAAACAGGCUCAGAGGCAACUCAAGAAGCUGCCUUGGAUGCUCUGUUUCUCUUAAGACAAGCUUGGGCUGCAUGCCCGGCUGAAGUAUCUCGUGCGCAAUCUAUUGCUGCUGCAGAUGCAAUUCCUCUGCUGCAGUAUUUGAUCCAAUCUGGCCCACCUCGUUUCCAGGAGAAGGCUGAAUUUCUGCUGCAAUGUCUGCCAGGAACUCUAUCUGUUAUAAUUAAGCGAGGAAACAAUAUGAGGCAAUCAGUGGGAAACCCAAGUGUAUAUUGCAAGCUUACAUUAGGGAAUACCCCACCCAAACAGACAAAGAUCGUUUCUACGGGUCCUACCCCAGAAUGGGACGAGAGCUUUACGUGGUCCUUCGAAAGUCCUCCAAAGGGCCAGAAACUACACAUUUCCUGCAAGAACAAGAGCAAAGUGGGAAAGAGUUCAUUUGGUAAGGUGACAAUCCAGAUUGACAGAGUAGUAAUGCUGGGUGCUGUUGCUGGCGAGUAUACCCUCCUCCCAGAAAGCAAGAGUGGUCCGUCAAGAAAUUUGGAAAUAGAGUUUCAAUGGUCUAACAAAUAGCAGAAUUCACAAUUUUCAUAACAGCGUUUUUUUAUGCACAAGAAAAUUUUUUUGCGAGACAUGGUGAGGUAUCAAUGCAAAGACGGAUAUGCAGAACUCGACUACAUCAAGAUUAGCUCAUUUAAAUAAGCUUCUCCUCUUACAUCGAUUCUAUUGACAGUCACCUUUUUGUACCAUUUUUCAAAAUUAGUAUUGAUCGUGAGUGUGUACAUAGUGUUGCUGAGAUUGCAUUUGCACUAUUGUAGUAUUCUGUAUUCCUAUGUUAUGUUUGUACUUAGUGUAUAAGUGUUCCUUGACGAUCAUUCAUUGGUGAAUGGUGUAUUCUUUUGUAAUCUGAGCAGAAAGACAGUGUUAAUAAUGAAAUUGUGGAGGUUUGAUGGAUC
This is a messenger RNA of Amaranthus tricolor (Joseph's coat), 7288 nucleotides long. RefSeq names its product protein CELLULOSE SYNTHASE INTERACTIVE 1-like. Gene Ontology annotation, cellular component: cellulose synthase complex. Lineage: Eukaryota; Viridiplantae; Streptophyta; Magnoliopsida; Caryophyllales; Amaranthaceae. Gene Ontology annotation, molecular function: microtubule binding. The transcript has 8 exons. The record is from RefSeq and is a predicted model, not a curated record. Bases 537 to 6905 code for a protein of 2122 amino acids. Gene Ontology annotation, biological process: anisotropic cell growth; regulation of cellulose biosynthetic process.